CAGCAGGUCACCAUCUGCUGAGCCGGUUCCCUCUGCCUCUGCUGGAUUUACCCGUCACAAAUCCAAACUAAGGAUAUUUUCAAGUGAAGCAAACAUCCGGACUGCGGAUCUAUGCGAACCCAAGCGCAUUUGUCAAGCUGAAGAGGAGGAAUGUCUCGUUUCUUUGUGAAACUUGCAUUUCUGAUUCCAGCAAUCGUCCUCUCACAAGGUCUAAAAUGCUUCCUACCCACCGAGUCGUGCCUGAAUGGAGGAAGAUGUGAAGCCACUCCACAUGGGAAUGGAGAGUGCAAGUGUCCCAGUGACUACGUAGGUGACCGGUGCCAGUAUCCUAGCCCAUGCAGCCCUUCACCUUGCCACAACGGUGGUGAAUGCCAAGCUGUUUCUCAUGCCAACACUUUUGACUUCCGUUGUGUAUGCCGCCUGGGUUUUACAGACAGACUAUGCCUGACCCCCACAAACCAUGCCUGCAUGAACUCCCCCUGUCGCAACGGUGGAACAUGUGAACUCAUUAGUCUUUCUGUCUUCCGCUGUCGCUGCCCACCAGGAUGGUCAGGCAAGACCUGCCAGACUCCCAACCCCUGCGCUUCCAAUCCAUGUGCAAAUGGUGGCCAGUGCUCAGCCUUAGAUUCCACGUACAAGUGCACCUGCCCACCCACAUUCCAAGGUCAAACCUGCAAACAGGACGUAAAUGAGUGUGCACAGACUCCUUCUCUGUGUCUUAAUGGUGGCAUUUGUGUGAAUGAGGUUGGCUCGUACCACUGUCGCUGUCCUCAAGAGUUUACUGGUCAGCACUGUGAGACCACUUACCAGCCAUGUAGUCCUUCGCCAUGCUUGAAUGGAGGAACUUGUGUCCAGAAGAGAGAAACCACCCUCGACUGUAGUUGCCUUCCAGGCUUUACAGGGCAGCACUGUGAGCAAAACAUUGAUGACUGUCCAGGUCACAACUGCCAGAAUGGUGGUGUGUGUGUGGAUGGGGUGAACACAUACAACUGCCAGUGCCCACCUCAUUACACAGGUCAGUACUGUACAGAAAACGUGGACGAGUGCGAGCUGAUGCCUGACGCAUGCCAGAAUGGAGGAACGUGUCAUGACACACACGGUGGCUACCACUGUGUUUGUGUCAAUGGUUGGAUGGGCGACGACUGCAGCGAAAAUAUAGACGACUGCGCUAGUGCAGCUUGCUAUCAAGGCGCCACCUGCCAUGACCGCGUAGCCUCGUUCUUCUGCGAGUGUCCUCAUGGACGCACAGGUCUGCUCUGCCACCUUGAUGACGCCUGUAUUAGCAACCCAUGUCAAAAAGGUUCUAACUGUGACACCAACCCAGUAAACGGCAAGGCAAUAUGCACCUGUCCACCAGGUUACACUGGAUCAGCCUGCAACUCAGAUAUCGAUGAGUGUGCCCUUGGUGCUAAUCCUUGUGAGCAUGGUGGUCGCUGCCUCAACACCAAAGGCUCCUUCCAGUGCAAGUGUCUUCAAGGAUAUGGUGGACCUCGUUGUGAGAUGGAUGUUAAUGAAUGCAUGUCCAAUCCAUGUCAUAAUGACGCCACCUGCCUAGACCAGAUUGGAGGGUUCCACUGCAUCUGUAUGCCAGGAUACGAGGGCGUGUUUUGCCACAUCAACACGGAUGAAUGUGCCAGCCAGCCUUGCCUCAAUAAUGGCAAGUGCAUCGACAAGAUCAACUCUUUCUACUGCGAGUGUCCAAAAGGAUUUUCAGGAAACUUGUGCCAGGUGGAUAUUGAUGAAUGUGCUAGCACCCCCUGUAAGAAUGGAGCUAAGUGUAUUGAUGGACCCAAUAAGUACACUUGUGAAUGUGCUGAAGGUUACACAGGGCAGCACUGUGAGAUUGAUAUCAAUGAGUGCUACUCUGAUCCCUGCCACUAUGGCACUUGUAAGGAUGGCCUGGCCUCAUUCACCUGCUACUGCCACCCUGGCUACACUGGCCGCUUGUGUGAGACCAACAUCAAUGAGUGUCUUAGUCAGCCCUGUAAAAACGGUGGCACUUGCCAGGACAGGGAGAACUCGUAUUUCUGUUCUUGCCCCAAAGGCACUGCAGGCUUGAACUGUGAAGUAAACCUGGACGACUGUAAGAGCAAACCGUGUGAUUUCGGAAAGUGCAUCGACAAAAUCAAUGGUUAUGAGUGUGCAUGCGAGCCAGGCUACACAGGCACAAUGUGUAACAUUAACAUUGAUGAUUGCGCCAUCAACCCCUGUCACAAUGGGGGCACGUGUGUUGAUGGCAUCAACAGCUUCACGUGUCUCUGUUCAGAGGGCUACAAAGAUGCUACCUGUUUGUCACAGCUGGACGAGUGUGUCAGCAACCCCUGUAUUCACGGCCACUGUCAAGACCUCAUAAAUGGCUACAAAUGUACCUGUGACUCUGGUUGGAGUGGCCAAAACUGUGACAUUAAUAACAACGAAUGUGAGUCCAACCCUUGCAUGAAUGGGGGAAUCUGCAAGGACAUGACCAGCGGAUACCACUGCACAUGCAGAGUCGGCUUCACUGGACCUAAUUGCCAAACUAACAUCAAUGAGUGUGCAUCCAAUCCCUGCCUCAACCAGGGAACCUGCAUUGAUGAUGUGGCUGGAUUCAAAUGCAACUGUUUGCUGCCAUACACUGGUGAAAAUUGUGAGACCCUGUUGGCCCCCUGCAGCUCUCGGCCAUGUAAAAAUGGUGGAAUGUGUAAAGAAGCUGAAGACUACCAAAGUUUCUCUUGCAUCUGCCCUGAAGGAUGGCAAGGUCAGACAUGUGAAAUUGAUAUCAACGAAUGUGUGAAACAUCCAUGCCACAAUGGUGCUGUGUGCCUUAACACUAUGGGUGGCUACCAGUGCAAGUGCAAAGCAGGUUACUUUGGCAAAAAGUGUGAGACAGACAUUGAUGACUGCAAGCCAAAUCCAUGCAGUAAUGGAGGACUGUGUUACGAUGGAAUCAAUAGUUUCACAUGUACCUGUCUGCCAGGGUUUCGUGGCAGCCGAUGUGAGCAGGACAUAAAUGAAUGUGAGAGCAACCCAUGCAAGAAUAGAGCCAAUUGCACUGACUGUGUCAACAGCUAUACCUGCACCUGCCCAUUGGGCUUUAGUGGUAUCAACUGUGAGAUUAACACCAAUGACUGCACUGACAGUUCUUGCUUCAAUGGCGGCACCUGUGUGGAUGGAAUUAACACCUUCACCUGCCUCUGUCUGACUGGUUUCACUGGCAGCUACUGUCAAUAUGAUAUAAAUGAGUGUGACUCUAAGCCAUGCCUCAAUGGAGGCACCUGUCUUGACGGUUAUGGGACAUACAAGUGCACCUGUCCUCAUGGUUACACUGGAGUCAAUUGUCAGAAUCUGGUGCGCUGGUGUGACUCUUUCCCUUGUAAAAAUGGAGGAUCAUGCUGGCAACAGGGAGCAUCUUACACCUGCCAGUGUCAGACUGGGUGGACUGGCCUCUACUGUGACAUACCAAGUGUGUCUUGUGAGGUUGCAGCCAAACAGCAAGGUGUUGAAGUGUCUCAGUUGUGCAGGAAUUCAGGCCAGUGCCUGGAUGCAGGGAACACACAUUACUGUCGCUGCCAAGCUGGUUACACUGGGAGUUACUGCCAGGACCAGGUGGACGAGUGUUCACCCAAUCCUUGCCAGAAUGGAGCAACCUGUACUGAUUAUUUAGGAGGCUACAGUUGUGAGUGUGUCCCUGGUUACCAUGGUGUGAACUGCUCAAAGGAGAUCAAUGAAUGUCAGUCUCAACCCUGCCAAAAUGGAGGCACCUGCAUUGACCUCAUCAACACAUACAAAUGCUCUUGUCCAAGAGGAACACAAGGUGUUCACUGUGAGAUUAAUUUGGAUGACUGCAACCCACUCAUUGACCCAUUUACAAAAGAACCCAAGUGUUUCAACAAUGGCAAGUGUGUGGACCGCAUCGGAGGCUACCAGUGUGUGUGUCCACCAGGUUAUGUAGGCGAGCGCUGUGAGGGUGAUGUCAAUGAGUGCCUAUCAGAUCCUUGUGACCCCAGAGGGUCAUACAACUGUAUCCAACUCACAAAUAGCUAUCGCUGUGAAUGUCGAACUGGAUAUACAGGUCAGCGUUGUGACAAGGUGUUUGAUGGCUGCAAGGGACAACCUUGCAGAAAUGGAGGGACUUGUGCUGUUGCCAGUAAUACGCCUCAUGGUUUCAUCUGCAAAUGUCCACCUGGUUUCACUGGUUCCUCUUGCGAGUAUGAUUCUCGCUCUUGUGGCAGUCUGAAUUGCAGGAAUGGUGGUACCUGUGUAUCAGGGCACCUGGGCCCACGCUGUCUGUGCCCCUCAACCUUUACAGGUCCUGAGUGCCUAACUCCCACUGACAGCCUCUGCAUCUCUAAUCCCUGUUACAAUGGAGGUACUUGCCAGAUCACCCCAGAUGCUCCCUUUUUCCAGUGCAGCUGUCCCAGUAACUUCAACGGCUUGCUUUGCCACAUACUGGACUACUCCUUUGUUGGGGGGUUUGGUCGAGACAUUACCCCACCUCCAGAAGUGGAGGUGAGUUGUGAGAUUCCUCAGUGUGAUGAGUGGGCAGGAAACCACAUCUGUGACUCUCUGUGCAACAACCAUGCCUGCGGAUGGGACGGAGGAGACUGCUCGCUGAAUUUUGAUGAUCCUUGGCAAAAUUGCUCCGCUGCUCUGCAGUGUUGGCGUUACUUCAAUAAUGGGAAAUGUGACGGCCAGUGUAACAGUCCAGGGUGUCUCUAUGAUGGCUUUGAUUGCCAAGGACAGGAAGGACAGUGCAAUCCUCUGUAUGAUCAGUAUUGUAAAGAUCACUAUGCUGAUGGUCAUUGUGACCAAGGCUGCAACAAUGCAGAAUGUGAAUGGGAUGGCCUUGACUGUGCCAACAACAUGCCAGAGAAGCUUGCAGAUGGACAUUUAGUCCUGGUUGUCCAUAUUACUCCAGAACAUCUUAAAAACCGGUCCUCAUCCUUCCUCAGAGAGCUGAGCAGUGUCCUACACACCAAUGUGGUGUUUCGCCGAGACGCCAAAGGGGAGCCCAUGAUCUUUCCUUACUAUGGCAAUGAACAAGACCUGGUUAAACACAACAUGCUGAAGCGCUCUGCAGAUGGUUGGCCUGAGUGGGCCUCAAUGCCAGCCAGUGUUUUGGGUCAGGUAAAGGAGAGUGUGUCCUCCAUGGUCAGUCCACGGAAACGCAGAGAGCUGGAUCCUUUACAAGUCAAAGGGUCUAUUGUUUACCUGGAGAUUGACAACCGUCAGUGUUAUCAGCAGUCCACUGAAUGUUUCCAAAGUGCAACGGAUGUGGCUGCAUUUCUUGGAGCACUGGCCACCAGUGGGAAUCUUAAUGUCCCAUAUAUUGAGGCAGUUACAAGUGUGAGACCUACUCCCCGAACUACAGAGCUCUACCCCAUGUAUGUAGUCUUCCUUGGCCUGGCUGCUUUGGGUUUCCUCUGCCUGGGUGUUCUAGUGUCUCGUAAGAGGAGACGAGAGCAUGGCCAGCUUUGGUUUCCUGAGGGAUUCAAAGCAUCGGAGCCUAGCAAAAAGAAACGCAGAGAGCCACUGGGAGAGGAUUCUGUUGGACUCAAACCUAUGAAAAACUCAGACUUCAGUCUUAUGGAUGAUAAUCAAAAUGAAUGGGAUGAUGAUCAUCCAGAUUGUAGGCGAUUCAGGCUUGAGGAGCAAGCCAUGUUGGAUUUCAGCAAUCAAGGUGACCAAAGGAAAUGGACUCAGCAGCAUCUGGAUGCAGCUGAUCUCAGGAUAGCAUCCAUUGCUGCUACACCUCCUCAGGGAGAGAUAGAGAAUGACUGCAUGGAUGUCAAUGUCAGAGGACCAGAUGGUUUCACCCCACUGAUGAUUGCUUCCUGCAGUGGUGGAGGACUGGAGACUGGUAACAGUGAAGAGGAAGAAGAUCCAUCAGCGGAAAUAAUCUCUGACUUCAUUUAUCAGGGCGCUAACCUCCAUAAUCAGACCGAUCGCACUGGUGAGACCGCACUCCACUUAGCAGCCCGUUAUGCCCGCUCAGAUGCUGCCAAACGCCUCCUAGAGUCCAGCGCCGAUGCCAACGUUCAGGACAACAUGGGUCGCACACCGCUUCAUGCUGCCGUGGCUGCAGAUGCACAGGGAGUGUUUCAGAUCUUAAUCCGAAAUCGUGCCACUGAUCUUGAUGCCCGGAUGCAUGAUGGAACAACGCCACUCAUCCUAGCUGCCCGAUUAGCGAUUGAUGGCAUGGUGGAAGAACUUAUCAACUGCCACGCUGACGCUAACGCCACUGAUGAUACUGGUAAAUCUGCUCUUCACUGGGCUGCAUCUGUUAACAAUGUGGAAGCUGCAGUGGUGCUGUUGAAGAACGGGGCCAACAAAGACAUGCAGAACAACAAGGAGGAGACCCCACUCUUCCUUGCAGCUCGUGAAGGCAGUUAUGAAACAGCAAAAGUCCUGCUGGAGCACUUUGCCAACCGUGAGAUCACCGACCAUCUUGACCAGCUGCCGCGGGAUAUUGCCCAGGAACGCAUGCAUCAUGACAUUGUCAGGCUUCUAGAUGAGUACAACGUGGUUAGGAGUCCUGGUCUUCACAGUGCCCCCUUGAGCACAUCUACUCUUUCUCCUCCUCUCUGCUCCCCCGGUGACUAUCUUAGCAACCUUAAGCCAACACCCUCUGUCAAGAAGCCUCGAAAACCAAGCUCUGGUGGGAAAGGGGGUAAGGAUGGGGGUAAGGAUAUUAGAGUAAAGAAGAAAAAGUCACUGGAUGGAAAAAAUAAUUUACUAGACACAUCCGCUGUUCUCUCCCCGGUUGAUUCACUUGAGUCACCUCAUGGCUACCUGUCAGAUGUUGCUUCUCCUCCAAUGGCAUCACCUUUCCAGCAGUCACCUCCCAUGUCUUUAAAUCAUCUACAAGGCAACGGGAAUUCUCAUUUGGGGCAGAUUAAUAUGGGUAAAGACAUGGGUUGCAUGUCUUUUGACCCUCCCCGUCUCUCCCACUUGCCUGUGUCCAGCCCCACCUCUCAGGGCACAACAUCUUUAGGUGGCAGCAGAGGGAGUCAGUGUGAUUGGGUCACCAGGAUGCAUCCUAGUGUAAACCAGCAAGGAAGCUUUACCCAAGGGCCACCCAUAGCACACAACAUAAUGGGCGCACUGCACAGUGUCAGCACUGCCACCUUGUCACAGAUAAUGGGCUACCAGAACCUGCAGAGCAGCCGCCCUGGCUCAUCUGCACACUUGAUGCAGCAGGCUCACCCACGGCAGGUUCAGCACCAGAACUCAAGCUCCUCCACAGCUGGGCAAGCUCACAACCAGAGCUUCCCAAACAUCGAGCUGAACGGCUCCGACAUGCAGCAGAACAGUGGCUCAGGACGCUCGGUGGCGAUUCACACCAUCAUGCCACAGGAGACGCAAAUGCUCGGCACCCAGUUUCUCACACCUCCCUCCCAGCACAGCUAUUCAGGCCCUAUGGACAACACACCUAAUCACCAGCUACAGGCACCCGAACACCCUUUUCUAACCCCCUCCCCUGGUUCCCCCGACCAGUGGUCUAGUUCAUCCCCACAUUCCAACCUGUCCGACUGGUCAGAGGGCAUCUCCAGUCCGCCCACAAGUAUCCACUCGCAGAUGAAUCUGAUCCCAGACAAGUUUAAAUGAAGAUUUAGUAGGACUUUAAACUCAGCUGGAUCUUACCACAAACACACUUCUGUCAGAAAAUAGUCACAAACUUGUCUCAUGACUGAAGAUUCUUCUUUUAAUGAUCAGUUUUUAUACUAAUACAAGCAGUUGUAGUUAUUUUGUAUUUAUUUAUGU
Messenger RNA from Nematolebias whitei (Rio pearlfish), 7743 nucleotides. It is a transcript of the gene notch1a, whose product is annotated as notch receptor 1a. Gene Ontology annotation, cellular component: membrane. Lineage: Eukaryota; Metazoa; Chordata; Actinopteri; Cyprinodontiformes; Rivulidae. The transcript has 34 exons. Gene Ontology annotation, biological process: regulation of DNA-templated transcription; regulation of developmental process; cell differentiation. Gene Ontology annotation, molecular function: signaling receptor activity; calcium ion binding; Notch binding. Bases 151 to 7587 code for a protein of 2478 amino acids. The record is from RefSeq and is a predicted model, not a curated record.